GGUGUGUACACUGUACAAUGAUAGCGGGAAUAACAGGUCUAAACAACCAUCUGGAUCAGCACAAGAUCAGCACGGUUGCAACUUGAACGCGCCCCACCAGAAUCAUCAAGUAGCGACGAAAUGAAUAAUUCCAGUCAAUCUUCCAAUCUGUCCAUACCAUCUAUCCCGCCAUCUAGCUUUCAGAAUGCUUCUGUCUAUAUGUCACAAUCGUCCCUGCACGAUUCCAUCCAUACUGAUCCAAAUUCACCAUGAAGUGCUAAAGCAGAACGUGCAAAUAGCGCUUGACCAUCUCGCAAGGAUUCAAUCAAUGGCACGUAAUUGCUUGCACGGCAUACAAAGCGCAUAUCAAGCAGGAAAUAGUCCAGCACAUACAACAGGCAAGUACGUUCAUGUUUUUUUUUGUAUAAUUGUGGCUUUACACUUCCAAUUUUCAGCUGAGCUGGCUACACUCAUGCAGGCACUUCGCACACUUGCUGAAUUCCUUCGACAAACUGGUGUAGGCGCAUACCCCAUGCCACCCGCCCCCGAGUCUCAGAGUGCGGCAUCAUCGGUACCUCCCACAGAGCAGCAACUGAUUGACACCACGGCCCUAGAGGUACAAGUGCUUUAUGAGCGCCUGAAACGUAUUCAAGAGAGCAAUACCGUCGCUGUAAAUCUACUUGGGGCUGCUGAUACCGUCUCCCGUGCACGCUAAUCAAUAUCGGUGCCAAUUCUAUUGUGUAGUUUUCUAACAUCAGCCCAGUUGAUAUGCUACGAUGCGCAGCUUAGCUGGCUUCAGGUGACAGGGUGUUUGAACUGG
This is a messenger RNA of Suillus discolor, 799 nucleotides long. RefSeq lists its product as uncharacterized. Lineage: Eukaryota; Fungi; Basidiomycota; Agaricomycetes; Boletales; Suillaceae. The coding region runs from base 185 to 694 and encodes 169 amino acids. The transcript is spliced from 2 exons. The record is from RefSeq and is a predicted model, not a curated record.